AUGAUAAAUUGGCGCAAUGAGUUUGUGGGCGGUAUUGAACGCAUCUAUUUUGAUAAAACCGGUAAACAGAUCGCAGCGCCCAAGGAGUCAGUCAACAGGAGAGAAGCCGAAAACUUUUAUAGUUUAGGCGAUUUAGUCAAAGCAAUCGAUAUCACAGUGUUUAUAAAUAUCGGCAAAUGUAUGAUCGGAUGUAUAGUGAAAGCGCAUCUCAGGAAACAGUGUAUGAAAAUUGUGUCGUGUUUUUGGGCGUGUAUUACAAACCGUAAUGAAGAUCCAACGCUCAAGAAAGUAGUAGAACUGACUGUCAGUCAAAGGCUUAUGAUUGCCGUCGGAAUGGUUGACGACCCGAGAGAUCAAAACAGGACUGAAUUAGAAAGGCAUGAUGUGGUCAAGUUUGCCGCGUGCGGUGGCAAAUGCCUUAUCGUUCAUUUACCUCAAGGAAUCAAUAAUCCGUCCGAAUUCUCUGACCAACCGAUUGAAUAUCCGUUAAGAUUUCGUUGGACUCUGGACUCCUGCUGGUCGUCAUACAUCUCUGUGUCAUCGCUCUGUCCGUAUUGUUUGGCAAACGGACAGCGACUUUGUUUACCACCAGAAUAUAGAGGAUAUGAGUUCUCUUCAUCUGAUUCUCCGUUGCGCUUUGGGCUGAUUUCUCAUCAAAUGGACCGGGAUCACCUGUUGUCCCGAAUUGUCCGCUCGAUACAAAUAGCCGCCAUUCCUAGGAGGGGGUCCGCCAUAGCCCGGGUAUCCGUAAACCACUUGCAGAACACAAACCGCUAA
This is a messenger RNA of Medioppia subpectinata, 777 nucleotides long. The record is from the annotation of a GenBank genome assembly. Lineage: Eukaryota; Metazoa; Arthropoda; Arachnida; Sarcoptiformes; Oppiidae.